Candidula unifasciata is the source of this 758-nucleotide messenger RNA. NCBI's taxonomy places the organism in Eukaryota, Metazoa, Mollusca, Gastropoda, Stylommatophora, Geomitridae. The record is from the annotation of a GenBank genome assembly.
CUUCUCAAGAUCGGGACGCCAUCUUAGGUGCCAUGUCCGAGUGGGAGAAGACAACGUGUAUCACUUUCAGACCCGCCAACAGAGAUGACACAGAUGUGGUGGUCUUUCGUGAUGGAAGGAGAUGCUCUACAAACAUCGGACAUAUAGGUGGAGAGCAGAUUGUGACGCUGGCUAGAAACUGCAGAUCGAAGCGCAUCCUAAUUCAUGAGCUGGGUCACGUGAUAGGGUUGAUUCACGAACAUCAGCGACAUGACAGGGACAAGUUUGUCAAAGUACUGCUAGAAAACGUCCGGAACAUGUCUCAGGAGAGGUAUGGUGUCUGUCUUUCUGUCUGGUUGGUUGCUUGUUACUUCGCCAAGUCCCCGGAGCUGACAACCCUCCAGACAACAGAAAGACUGUUUCAAGAUGUGAUCGGCCGGGCAGAGAAGCCUUCUUUUGGCGAUACCGAGACGGUGAAUCGCCUCUACAAGUGUUCAGCUGACUGUCCCCCAAGCCUACAGUGUCAUGAAUCCUGCUACUUGGACAAGCUUUGCAUCUGCAGAUGUCCCGCCGCCAUUGACAAACUUUACCAGAACGAGUGUACGGGCAGUCUUAAAGACUCAGUAGGGUCCCUGUGCGCCAAGACCUGUCAAGCCAGACUUAGCAGACCAGCAACAGAAGCCUGGACUCAAGCCCCACCUUCGAAUACUAAUCAUGUCCACUCAAAACCUGGGCAAUCUCUUUGGGGUACAAGACCUAACAGUCAUAGAUUAUUGGCC